Messenger RNA from Rosa rugosa (rugosa rose), 2888 nucleotides. RefSeq lists its product as uncharacterized. NCBI's taxonomy places the organism in Eukaryota, Viridiplantae, Streptophyta, Magnoliopsida, Rosales, Rosaceae. Gene Ontology annotation, biological process: proteolysis. The transcript is spliced from 12 exons. Bases 1 to 2847 code for a protein of 948 amino acids. The record is from RefSeq and is a predicted model, not a curated record. Gene Ontology annotation, molecular function: cysteine-type peptidase activity.
AUGCAUUUGGGUUAUGUGUUUCAGAUGAUGUCGCCCUCUGCUGGAUCAUCAAGUUCUGCAAGAGCCAUAGCUCUAAGGAUUAAGGCUGUGGCAAUGAAACGAUCGAGGACAAAACCAGCAACACCAAUUCCGGCAAUUGAAGGGGCUGAGACAUCAACCAAAAAGGCUGCCAAUCCCAUAUCUAAAACUACCAAAAAAGCAGCCUCUCCCAAGAAGUCUAAUACUACAUCAACAGUUGCCUCUCCCAAGAAGGGUCGGACUACCAAAAAGGCUGCCUCUCCCAAGAAGGGUCGGACUACCAAAAAGGCAGCCUCCCCCAAGAAGUCUCGGACUACCAUGACUAUAACUGCUAAGUCCAACAAAGCUGUGUCAUCAACCAAGUCAACGAACAAGUCUGUUUCCAGUAAGACCAAGAAGUCUGAGGAGGAUGAUGAUGAAAACAGAACUGGUGGAUUGAAGUUGCUGAAGCGAGGAAUGGUUACGAUGAGCCGCAUUACAAACAGGCUUAUCCGAGGAAAGAGGCUCACUGUGAAGUUUAAUGAAAAAGGAGAACCUGUUGGUAAGGCUGCAAAAGAAAUGCAGUCUUACAUUGGGGUGUUGGCACGUACGAAGAUCCCUAUCUCAAUAAAUGAUUGGAGAGAAGUGGAUCUAGAUGAAAAGGAAAAGAUAUGGGAAUCUAUAAAGGAUGCAUUUGUGGUGCCUAAAGAGCUUAAAAAAAUGGUGAUUUCAUCUGCUGCAACUAAAUGGAGAGAGUUCAAGAGCAAGUUAACAAACGUGUACAUCAUCCCUUAUAUGGAUGAACCAGAACUGUUAGAAAAUCCUCCAGAUGAUUACCGAAGCAUAACGAAGGAUACUUGGCACCAGUUUGUUGCUGAUAGGCUUUCAGCUACCUUCCAGGAAAUACGUGAAGCCCAAAUUGCAAAGCGAAAGGAGAAUAAAUAUCCUCAUCGUAUGUCACGCAAAGGUUAUGCAAAUUUAAUGGAAGAACUGUCUGAAAGUGUCCCUUUAGAAGAACUUGAUAGAGCUACAAUGUGGAUCAAGGCUCGGCAAGAUAGGAAUGGCAACUUCAAACAACCUGAGGUAGAGAAGAAAGCCGAAAAAAUUGAACAUUUAAGGAAAAGGGAGGCUGAAGGGGAAAUUGCCACAUCUGGGUCUGAUGAUGUGCUCACUCUUGCAUUGGGGAAUCCGGAGCAUAGAGGUAGGGUUAGAGGUGUUGGUGGCAAUGUCAAGCCCGAUUUAUAUUUCAACUUGCCAAAACGCCAAAAGAUGACUUUUGAACAGAGGACUAGGUUAUCGCUAAAGAAGAUACUAGAGGAGGAGAAGGAAGUUUUGUUAGCUAAGGAAAGAACUGCAUGGGAGGAGGAGAGGGAUAGAAAACAUGCUGAGGAGAGAGCUGAGGAGAGAGCUUAUUGGACUGAGAGGAUUGCGAAGCUAGAAGCGAAGGUCAAUGGGAAGGAGCUGCCUGUUGAGUCCCCCAAACCUGUCACAGCAGUUAAUGAGCUUGGUUCAGGACAAGGGAGUUGUUCUCGCCAUGGGGAGAAGGCUGCGGAGAAGGCUGCACAUGAUAAUAUUGAAGCUGAGGUGAAGGGUGUGAAGAAGAAGUUGGUUUUAAGAGAUGAAGUGAGCAUCGAGGUUGAAGAGGAAAUUGUGCAGCCCAGUGAUGAGAGGGUACGGUUAAACCCGAUAUUGGAAGAGGAGGUUAGAGAAGAUGUCAUUGUACUAGAGGCACCAGUACAUGGUGAAGAGGAACAAUUAGGUGAGACCAAGUAUAAACUGGCCAUUGACACGGUGGAAAACAUUGUGGCUAUUGGAACUAUCAUCAGUGUCGACCUUGAGACCAAACAGCAAACAAUCCAUGGUGUUCCACUUGGAGAGGAGAAUUUGCGGGUCUCUAUCACAGAAACUGUUGUUCCUGAAGCUUUGCUGCCAUUUCCCAUAAAAGAUGAGAUAGUGAAGGUCAAGGAUGCCAUUGGGACUUGUGUCGCUUGGCCGAGGAACCUUGUUAUUGCCCCUGCACCUGGUGGGAAGAAAAAACCAAAGCGUAAAAUUCCUAAUAGGCCACAGAAAGAUAUGUUUGAUGAUAAGGAAGACUUGCAAAUCCUGCCAUCGAAUCUCCCUGCACCUUUAAAGGACUUAUGCAUUUGGGCAAACAUUGGAUUGCGGAAUGGGGCAACCAUCCACGCCACUUUUGGACCAGAACUUUUUGGUCAUCCACAUAAAGCCUUUGUCUUUAGAAAGGACAUCUAUGCUAUGACACACUUGUUGGAAAUUUCAGGCAGCUGCGUUGUUUUUUACAUGAGCUACCUUCAAGGUGUGUUGAAGAAGGCUAAGAUGAAUGACAUGGUCGCCUUUGUCGACCCUGCUCACACGGGUGCAAGUGGCUGUGGAAAUCCAACCGAACGAGCUCGCUUAGUAUCAAAUCGGUUCAUAAAUGGGAAGUCUGGGCAGAUUUAUUUGGUCCCAUAUAAUUCAGGUGGUCAUUGGACGUUGUCUGCUGUGAAUCCAGCUGAAGAAACCAUUCACUUCAUGGAUCCGUUAAAGAGGCGACUCAUCGCUGGUGAAUGGAAAACAAUUCUGGACAACUCCAUUAAAUUCUACAAUGCACACAAGAAUAAGAAAGGGAGGAAAACCAUUCAAUGGAAAAAUCUUGCUGGCAUUCCGGAGCAGAAAGAUAGUAAGACUUGUGGGUAUUGGAUCAUGCGCUACAUGAAGGAGAUAGUGGAAGAUAAGAAUUUGGAGUUUGCAGCUAAAUGGGAAAGAAGGACAAAUCUUAUUUACACAGAAAAGGACAUUGAUCAAGUUCGGGCAGAAUGGGCGAAGCAUGUUAUCAUGUUUCCAGAUAUGUAGUGUGCGUGCUAGGAGGUUUGUCGAUGAUGAAUAGUUAGGGU